Molecule: messenger RNA, 5307 nt
Organism: Corythoichthys intestinalis (scribbled pipefish)
Lineage: Eukaryota; Metazoa; Chordata; Actinopteri; Syngnathiformes; Syngnathidae
Product: ras-related protein Rab-39B-like
Exons: 4
Coding region: 303-944 (213 amino acids)
Biological process (GO): Rab protein signal transduction; vesicle-mediated transport
Cellular component (GO): Golgi apparatus
Molecular function (GO): myosin V binding; GTPase activity; GTP binding
Source: RefSeq, a predicted model, not a curated record
UGCAUUUACGGUAAAUGCAAAUAAAAACGGUGCUGAUGAGGGCGAGCGGAUGCGUUUGUGAUGCCGUCGUGUUUGUCCUCCUUGCUGCCAUUUCAGCAAAAAUAGCCCUCGCAAAUUCACUACGCGCCGGAGCAUCUUUGCACUUAAGCCUCCAUUAGUUCAGCUUCCUUUCAAAGCGAUGCGCGGCUGGUAAACAACGGCGACAACAGUGCUAUUUGUUUCCGCUCCUUGUUUUUCAAGGCAUCGCCGUCGAUAUGGGGCUCGUUUCUUACAAAUAUUGAGCUUCAGCUUCAAGACUUGACAUGGACACAAUCUGGCUGUACCAAUUUCGUCUCAUUGUGAUCGGCGACUCCACGGUGGGCAAGUCGUGUUUGAUUCGCAGGUUCACCGAGGGCCACUUCGCCCACGUGUCAGAUCCCACCGUGGGGGUGGACUUUUUCUCGCGUUUGUUGGAGAUUGAGCCUGGCAAGAGGGUCAAGCUCCAGAUCUGGGACACUGCGGGACAGGAGAGGUUCAGGUCUAUCACCAGAGCCUACUACCGCAACUCAGUGGGUGGUCUUUUGCUCUUCGAUAUCACCAACCGCCGCUCGUUCCAGAACUUGCACAGCUGGCUGGAGGAAGCGCAGAGUCACGUCCAGCCGCACAGCAUCGUCUUCCUGCUGGUGGGCCACAAGUGCGACCUGGAAGCCCAGCGGCAGGUGAGCCGCCAGGAGGCCGAGAAGCUGGCGGCGGCCUUCGGGAUGAACUACGUGGAGACGUCGGCGCGAGACGCCAUCAACGUGGAAACGGCGUUCAUGGACCUGACGAGGCAAAUCUUUGAGCUGGUGCGCGGCGGCGACAUCAAGAUCCAGGACGGCUGGGAGGGCGUCAAGAGCGGACUGGUCCCCAACACGGUGCACUCGUCGGAGGAGGUCACCAAGGCGGGUCGCCAGUGCCUCUGCUGAGCUCCUUUCUUUCGGACUCCAUCUUUGGGAGAUGGGCCUUCCUUCCCUCGCUCCGUGACUUCACCGCGAGCUCUUUCUUAAACCCCUUCCUCCCCGUUCGCAGUAACACGCUUUACUCGUCAUGUGUCGACUACUAUCGGUAAAAACACACUUUUUUCGGUCUCUCGAUUAAAAGCACAAGAAGCCCUUCGUGUCGUUCCAACAUGUUAGCUUUGCUGCUUCUUUGACAUUACACUUACACUUGUACACAGUUUGUGACACUCAUGUGGAUACACACAAUCCAAAAGAAACCAAACGGCCUCUUCACCUCAAUGCUGAUAUCCAGAUACACAUUACUACGUGUACAGUACAUAUAUUAUCAAAAAGAGGCAGCACUGUCACUCAAUGCAUAACCCGACAAUAAAUAGGACCAAGGAGUAUUGGGGCCAUACUUUACUGGCUGGCUGCCAUUGACGGCGAGAGACGAUUAAAAUGUGCUAUUCAUGAAGUAAAAAUUGUAUCAGAAAAAAACUGCCAUAACAAAGUCAAAAUGAUGUGACAAAGAAAAAAAGUAACAAAAGAACAAAAACCUUGUAAGUACAAGAACCGCACAACGGAAACGUAUUGCUGCCACCGGAAAAAAAAAAAGUCCAGUAUCAUGUUUUUACAUUAUAGUGAUCACGUGUUUACACAAUAGUAUCACAUUUUUACAUGGUAGUUAUCACGUUUAUAAUGAUAAUUAUCACGUUGUAAGAGCCAUAUUUAUUUAUGUUGUAAACAAGCCAGCAGGGGGCUCUAUCGGGUCAGUUUGACAGGCUAUUCAAACACAAGUGAAUGGCCCAUCUGAUAAGGAGCAAACAGUUUUUUGACUGUGCCUGGUGUGCCAUGUAAAGUGUUUGUAUUGUGAACACCAUCUUUCGGUUUAUUUUUCUUACAAUAUUCUGAGUUAUUGUCGGUAUUUAUGUUAACAAUAAACAUCUGAUGAAGAAAAUAUAUUUUUCAGUUUAUGGCAAUUUUCAUGAUUUUUUUUUUUUUUUUUUAAUUUUCUUAUAUGCAUUUGGCGCACGUCAUAAUGUAAUCUCAGACGCUAUGCAGUAAUGCCACCGAAAAGGGGCUACUAGCAUUACACAUGCUGUUUUUUUGUUUUUUGUUUUUUAACCAGUUCGUUAUCACGUUUUUAGAUGAUACUUAUUACCUUUUUACAUGAUAAUUAUCACAUUUUUACAAGUUAAUUUUCACGUUUUUACAUGAUAGUAUCAUGUUUUUACAUAAUAGUUAUCACGUCUUUAAAUGAUAAUUAUCAUGUUUUUACAUGAUAACAUGUUUUUACAUGGUAGUUAUCACAUUUUUACAUGAUGGUUAUCACGUUUUUACAUGAUAAUUAUCACGUUUUACAUGAUCGUAUUACGUGUUUCCAUGAUAGCAGCAUGUUUUUACAUAAUAGUCAUCACGUUUUUAAAUGAUAAUUAUCAUGUUUUUACAUGAUAGUUUUACAUUUUUACGUGAUAAGUAUUACGUUUUUACGUUUAAAUUUCAAGUUUUGACAUGAUAGUAUCACGUGUUCCUAUGAUAGUAGCACCUUAUUACAAGUUAAUUUGUUAUUUUGUUUUUAGAUGACAGCUAUCACGUUUCUACAUGAUAGUAUUAUGUUUUUACAUAAUAGCCAUCACAUUUUUACAUGAUAAUUAUCACAUUUUUAUGAUAACUAUUACGUUUUUACAUAAUACUCAUCACAUUUUUACAAUUUUCACGUUUUGACAUGCUAAUAUCACGUUAUGCAUGAUAGCACAUUUUUCACAAGUUAAUUUUCCUGUUUUUACAUAAUUAUCAUGUUUUUACAUGAUAGUUAACACGUUUUUACAUGGUAGUUAUCGCAUUUUUACACGAUAGUUAUCACGUUUUUACAUGAUAAUUAUCAUGUUCUACAUGAUCGUAUCAUGUGUUUACAUGAUAAUUAUCACAUUCUAUGUGAUCGUGUCACGUGUUUACAUGAUAGAAGCACGCUUUUACAUACUUGUCAUCACGUUUUUAAAUGAUAAUGAUCAUGUUUUUACAUGAUAGUUAACACGUUUUUACAUGAUAGUUUUACAUUUUUACGUGAUAACUAUCAUGUUUUUACGUGAUACUUAUCAUGUCAUUCCAUGAUACUUACCACAAUUCUUAAGUUAAGUUGUUACAAGUUAAAUUUCACAUUUUGGCAUAAUAGUUUCACGUGUUGCCAUGAUAGUAGCACGUUUUUACAAGUAAAUUUUGAUGUUUUUACACGAUAGUUAUCACGUUUCUACAUGAUAAUAUAAUGUUUUUACAUAGUAGCUAUCCCGUUUUUCCAUGAUAAUUAUCACAUUUUUACAUGAUUACUAUCAUGUUUUUACAUAAUAAUUAUCACGUUUUCAAACGAUAAUAAGUGUUGCAAGUUAAUUUUCACGUUUUGACAUGAUAGUAUCAUAUUAUUACAGGAUAGCAGCACAUUUUUACAAGUUUAUUUCAUGUUUUUACAUGAUAGUACCAUCUUUUUACCUGAUAGUUAUCAUGUUUCUACUUGAUAGUAUGUUUUGACAUGAUAGUUAUCAUGUUUUUAAAUGAUGAUUGUUUUUACAUGAUAGUUGACACGUUUUUACAUGAUAGUGAUCACAUUUUUUCGUGUUAGUUAUCAUGUUUUUACAUGAUAAUUAUCACGUUUUUACAAGUUAGUUUUCACGUUUUUACUUGAUAGUAUCACGUGUUUACAUGAUAAUUAUCACAUUUAUACAUAAUAACUAAAACAUUAAUAAAUGAUAGUGCCACGUUUCUACAUGAUAGUAUGACAUUCUAACAUAAUAGUAAUAACACUUUUAAAAGAAAUUAUCAUAAAACCAUGAUAACUAUCAUGUAAAAACGUAAUACUAUAAAUGUAUACUAAUACUUUUUUUCUUUUUUUUGGGUGGCUGCAACACGCUUCCGUAAAGAACAGUCAGGAUGUUAGUAUGAGGAAAAAGGUCAUUCCAGAAAAAAUCAUAAUGUAAAAACUAGAGAGUUCAUUGUGAUAUUUUCAGAAAUAAUCAUUAACGGGUCAUUUUUAUUGGUUUUGUUUAUUUAUUUAUUUUACAAAAAUAUCAAUAAAAAGAACUAGUACAAAUUUUACACGAAUAAAGCCAUCAUUUUUACAGGAAUACUCAUUAUAAAACUGACAUUUUGAAGUUUAAAAAGACAUUUUGUUGCUGACAAACAUCCCAAUUGUAAAAAAUCUUUAAAAAAACAAAACAUAUGUAUCUACAAAAUACUAACAUGUGCACACAAAUUAGUAUUAUUUGUGAUAUCUGGGACUCCUUUGGUGUGCUGAUGAAAAUCUGUCAAGUCACUCAUGUGGCCCAAAUACUCCUUUUUGACUUGGUACAUACUAUCAUACAUAAUUUUAAAAAUAAUUUUCCGAGGUGAGUCUCUUGUGUGCCUUUUUUGAGGAUGGAAGCUUUUGUUUUUUCUUUUCUUUUCCAUGUACAGUGGAUAUACAAAGUCUACACACCCCUGAGGAACAUUUCAACUUUAUCCGCGAGGGCCAAACAAAUUAACUUUAAACGAAUGAACAUUUUUACUUCCUUUCUCAAAAUGGCAUCUUGUUUUAUAUCAUCCAAAAGUGACAUUUGAUGAGGCGUGUGUAGACCUUUUAUAUCAAAUCUAGGUAACAAACGUGUAAACAAUGAUUCAUUUGAAUGCUGACUUUGUGUCGUGGGGAUUCACUGAUUAAUAAGCACGCGUCAUCAAUAAGAAAUAAACGAGCGGAAAUAUCCAAAUGGCUUUGGAGACAUCAUUUCUAUAAAGUGUGCUCAUUUAAAAAAGUUGACAAAUAUAGAUUUGCAUGAAAAAUAUUGGGUAGUUUAAUAUUUACGUAACGAUUAUGUAAAAAAUAGGUAACUGUUUGUUUUAAGUGUUUGGAGGACUAACACAACCUAAGGCGACAUUAAUUGUGUGGUCAUUUUGAACAACAAAGUGUUGGAAAAGUCUGGCCUUGGGUUGGCAAUUUAACACUUUCAUGCAGGAAAUUAUGACUCACUGGCUGCUGUUGUCGGUCAAAAUAGAUUGGACGUCUAGCGCCGUAAAUAGCAUGCAAUGACUAAGUAUGGGAACAAAAAAAUAAUCAUGUUGUUAACAAGAAAGCUAUAAUUUAAUCAAUUCAGUUUAAUCAUCAGUGUUAUAUUUUGGCAAUAUGUUUUAGAAAUGGCACUUCAUUAUACGGUCUAAAAACAUUUAUAUACAAUUGAAUUGUUUUACCACAGGGUGGCAGUCUAAUACAGUGUGACCCUGCCCCUACCUAAAAAAACUUUUUAACAAUCCGAUAAAACCAAGAGUGAUGGAAGAAAAAUAUGUUAUUCAUAGUAAUUGAAACCUUAAAGAGCAUAAUACAUGAGAA